AUGUACCUAAAUUUGCGCAAACCUAUUACAAAGCAUCGGUAUGGGAAGGCCAAAGUCCUAAAUCAGACAUCAUACAGGUUGGUUGUACAAGCUGCUGAUAAAGGAAAGCCCAGACUUUCUGCUACAAGUAUUGUGAGGAUACAAGUGUUAGAUGUUAAUGACAAUGCUCCAGUUGUCCAGCCACUACAUGAAGUGGAGGUCCCAGAAAAUGCCCUGCCUGGUUUUAUAGUGACUCAGGUGUCAGCAAGUGAUGCGGACUCCAGGCCAGCACUUCAGUUUGGUUUUAUUUAUGAUGAUAGUCUUGGAAUGAAAUUUUCCAUCGAUCAACACACUGGUAUAGUCACAGUGGUGGAACCAUUAGAUUUUGAAGAAACUACUGUGUAUAAACUGAGAAUCGUAGUUUCAGAUUCUGUACAUCAAACAGAAGCAGAACUCACCAUCCUGGUUUUGGACGUCAAUGAUAACCCACCAGUGUUUACUCAGGAUUUGUAUCAGGUGAGCUUACCAGAACUCAGUUCUAUGGAUGCCACUGUUCUGACAGUCUCUGCUGUGGAUAGGGACUCGGAGGAUAAUGGAAUGAUUUCCUACAAAAUUCUUUCUUCCUCUGAGGGAUUCACCAUCGAUCACAAGAAUGGUUCAGUGUUUGCUACAGGACCAGUGAUAGAGCUGGAAAAGAUUCCCGUUAUCCAGCUCCUAAUAGAAGCCACGGACAGUGGCAGUCCUGCUUUGAGUGCAGUGACCUCUGUCGAGGUGCACGUAGAAGAUGUAAAUAACUAUGCCCCUCAGUUCACAAGGGUGCUGUACAAUCUCAGUGUGAGCGAGGAUGCCUCGGUUGGAGAAAGCAUCCUCACGUUUUCAGCCAUCGACUAUGAUUGGACACAUGAAAACACGUAUGUUGAAUACUCUAUUAUUGAUGGGAAUUCUGACAGUUUAUUCUCUGUUGAAACAACUGUCGUGGAGUCAGAAACAUCCUACAAGCUUGUUGGCAAUCUUGUUUUGAGCAAUGUUCUCGACAGGGAAACGGCUUCUUCUCACUGUUUGGUCCUCCUCGCCUCUGAUCGUGGAACGCCCUCCCUGAAUUCAACUGCUACUGUGCUUAUAACUGUACUGGAUGUUAAUGAUAAUCCUCCAGUAUUUAGCAGCCCGGAGUACCAUAUUCAUGUCAAAGAAAGCAUCCCUGUAGGUAGUCACGUCACUGAAGUUUCAGCAAAUGACUGUGAUGCAGGCACUAAUGCAGAGAUCACUUAUGCUAUCAUCUCUGGAAAUGACAGGGGACAUUUUCGCUUGGAUAGGAAAAUGGGAUCAGUGGAUUUGAUGAAAACGCUGGAUUAUGAGGAUACCAUGAAAUUCACUUUGAUCAUUCAGGCCACAGAUGGAGGAGCUGAUGUAAAAAACGUGGCUUUUUCUGUUGUCCUUGUCAGCGUCCUAGAUGACAAUGACUAUGCCCCACUGUUUUUGUUUCCCAGCCUGAGCUGCUUUGUCAGUGAAAAUCUGCCUACCUUUUCCUUUGUGUGUGCUGUUAAUGCACUGGAUUUUGAUAAAGGCCCCUAUGGCCACCUUACCUACUCCAUUCAGUCUUCGUGUUUGGCUCAUCGUGAAGCUCCUAGAGACCAUGACAUGUUCUUCAUCGAUCCUCUGACAGGAGAUAUUCAUACAAAGCAAAUGUUUGACUACGAAAGUCAGAAUAAGUACUGUCUCAUAGUCCAAGCAAAAGACAAGGGUGACUCACUGGCCACUGUUACAGUUCAGGUAGAUAUUGAAGGGAGAGAUGAAUUUGAGCCCGUGUUUACUCAAGAUCAGUAUUUCUUUGAUCUUCCUGACAAGAACGAAGCAGGCCAGUUGCUUGGCAGAGUGACAGCAUCAGACAGCGAUGGUGGACUGGAUGGAGUUGUUCAUUACUCCCUGCUAAAAACUUCUCCCUUUUUUUCCGUGAAUCAAACCAGUGGCAGUAUUUAUUUGACUCAACCUGUUCACAGAAAGAAAAAUGGCAGCAAAAAGAAUGAUGACACCCUGGAAUUGUUGUUAAGAGCUCAUAGCCCCAGAAUUGAGUCAAAGUUCACAGUAUGCACUGUUUUGGUAAAUGUUUCCAAUUCUCCUGAGAGUUAUCCCAUAGUGUCAGCAUACAGCCUGACCAUUAGCGUUUCGGUCUCCUUGAUAGUGUUCCUUCUGCUUGCGGUCAGUCUUACUGCGCUUAUUCUGAGACAUAAGUGGAAAGAUCUGAUGAACUCGUGUGUGAAAAAAGAAGCAGUAUCCUCCUCAGCCACUGGUGCAAAUUCAGCCAGCGAAGAUAAGGACUGCCAGAAAAUCCAAAGUACUGAGAGUAGUAUGCUUCCCGUGGGUGCCAUAGCAGAAUGGCUGAGCUUGGCAGGAAUCAAAGAGGGGAAGAACAAUGGUGCCCCCUGCAGGCAUUCAGACUCCAGUGGCCACGGUUCUGCCGAAGGAGAAACAGCAGAGGACGAGGAAAUCAAAAGGAUCAAUGAGCAUCCUUGCAGAAAGAGCGCCGGCUCGGCACUGAGUGAGCGCGGCUCACGGGUGCCAGAUUCGGGGAUCCCAAGAGAGUCUGAUCAGCUCUCCUGUCAGUCCGGAGAAACAGAUGUCGUGGCUACCACACAAAGCAUGGAGAGCGUGCGGGCCGUUAAAGGAGAAGGUGGAGAAGCAGCCUGUGAAACGGCUUAUGCACAUAACAAAAUGUUGUCUCAAACAUUUAAGAAAAUCGAAAUAAAAGAGAAAGAUGUAAUGAUAGACCUCACAAGAGAAUAUGUUUGGAUGUCGGAUAGGCAGGACUCUGGGUAUGAUUUGCUUGCAACUCUUGGCACCUCUGAUCAGGAUCUCAGAGGUGGUUAUAACUGGGAUUAUGUGCUCAGCUGGGAACCAAGAUUUCAACCUCUUGCCUCAGUGUUUAAUGAUAUUGCAAAACUGAAAGAUGAAAACGUACACAUUCAUAGCUUUCCUAAGGAUAAAGAAUCUCUUGUUUUUCCUCCUCCCUUGAUAACAUCAGUAGCUCAGCCUGGCAUAAGGACAGUGCCACCACGAAUGCCAAAUACAAUAUCAGGGCAAGCAUUUAAAAACUACCCUCGUUCUCCUCUUAUCCAUAAUCUGGGAUACCCUCCACCAACCAUGACCCCCAGUUUUUCUCCUUCUCUCUCUUUACUUACCAUGCAGACACCUACUGCUUCUCCGGUAAUGUCUGAUGGGAGAAUGAUAGGAACAUGUCUUAUUGAUCCAAGCCAUGAACUUGCAGCAGAGGAAGAAAUUCAGGUCUAG
Molecule: messenger RNA, 3264 nt
Organism: Tauraco erythrolophus (red-crested turaco)
Lineage: Eukaryota; Metazoa; Chordata; Aves; Musophagiformes; Musophagidae
Source: RefSeq, a predicted model, not a curated record